Macadamia integrifolia is the source of this 2648-nucleotide messenger RNA. Its product is annotated as long chain acyl-CoA synthetase 6, peroxisomal-like. Gene Ontology annotation, biological process: fatty acid metabolic process. The record is from RefSeq and is a predicted model, not a curated record. Gene Ontology annotation, cellular component: endoplasmic reticulum; membrane. The transcript has 24 exons. Lineage: Eukaryota; Viridiplantae; Streptophyta; Magnoliopsida; Proteales; Proteaceae. Gene Ontology annotation, molecular function: long-chain fatty acid-CoA ligase activity. The coding region runs from base 261 to 2348 and encodes 695 amino acids.
UGAUUCAACUUCUCAUAACAAAACAAUACCCCAUCAUCUUUAUCUAUACCACUCCUCUGUUUCUCCGUUUUUAUGAAAUAUCAAAGCUUAUCUUAUCACGCAACCGUCAUUGGGAAGCGUUCCCAUUAUCAUUCCUUUAUUUAUUUUCUUUGUUCUUCUUUUUUUCAGAUUUAGAGUUUCUGGACUCCAAAUACCAAUCUCCCUCACAGUCUCUGUUCUACCCAGAUAAACAAUUCGAAGCACUUCUUCGUGAAUAUUCCAUGGAUUCAACGGCUCAACGUCGCCUGAAAGCAAUUCAGGAUCACCUUCAAUCCACGUCUGGGCAAUCAGAGUCGCAGUUAUCUCGGAACGCCACCGCCGGGGAGUUCGGCCUUGCGCAGGGGUACAGUGUGGUUCUUCCUGAAAAAUUGCAAUCAGGAAAGUGGAAUGUAUACAGGUCGGCACGCUCUCCAUUUAAGCUUGUGAGUCGAUUUGAUGAUCGUCCUGAAGUUGGAACUUUGCACGAUAACUUUGAGUAUGCAGUUGAGAAUUUCCGAGAUCGCAAGUAUUUGGGUACCCGAAUCCGGGUGGAUGGAACAGUUGGAGAGUACAAAUGGAUGACAUUUGGAGAAGCAGGUACUGCUCGGUCAGCAAUAGGUUCUGGUCUAAUAUAUCAUGGGAUACCUAAGGGAUCAUGCAUUGGACUAUACUUUAUAAACAGACCAGAGUGGCUUAUUGUUGAUCAUGCUUGCUCAGCAUAUUCAUACAUCUCAGUUCCUUUAUAUGAUACCCUAGGUCCAGAUGCUGUUAAAUUUAUUGCAAAUCAUGCUCUUAUACAAGCUAUUUUUUGCGUCCCACAGACAUUGAACAUUUUGCUGAGCUUCUUGUCUGAGAUUCCAUCAGUAUGUCUGAUAGUGGUAGUUGGAGGAAUAGAUGGGAACAUGCCAUCGCUUCCCUCAACAACUGGAGUUGAAGUUAUAUCGUAUUCAAAACUACUUACGCAGGGCCGCAGUAAUCUUCAGCCUUUUUCUCGUCCAAAACCUGAGGAUAUUGCAACCAUCUGCUAUACGAGUGGAACAACUGGGACACCAAAGGGGGCUAUGUUAAGUCAUGGGAAUUUCAUAGCAAAUGUUGCUGGUGCCAUUCUUGGUAUCGAAUUCAACACUACAGACGUUUACAUCUCCUAUCUUCCUUUGGCACACAUUUUUGAGCGAGCUAACCAAGUUAUGAUUGUAUACUGUGGAGUUGCUGUUGGUUUUUACCAAGGGGAUAAUUUGAAACUCAUAGAUGAUAUGGCGGCUCUGAGACCGACAGUUUUCUGUAGCGUUCCUCGACUGUACAACAGAAUUUAUUCUGGCAUUAUAAAUGCUGUGAAGGCUUCCGGUUCUCUAAGAGAAAGGCUAUUUAAUGCUGCUUACAAUUCCAAGAAGCAAGCGAUAGCAAGUGGAAGGAUUCCAUCACCCAUAUGGGACAGAUUGGUAUUCAAUAAAAUAAAGGUGAAAUUAGGAGGACGAGUCCGGCUUCUCGUUUCUGGUGCCUCACCAUUGUCCCCUGAUGUCAUGGACUUUUUGAGGGUAUGCUUUGGCUGUCGAGUAUCUGAAGGAUAUGGGAUGACUGAGAGUUCUUGUACUAUAUCUUUUAUGGAGGAGGGUGACAUCUUAUCUGGUCAUGUUGGCGCACCUAACCCAGCUUGUGAAGUAAAGCUCGUAGAUGUUCCAGAGAUGAACUAUACUUCUGAGGAUCAGCCCUAUCCUCGCGGUGAGAUCUGUAUCAGGGGUCCCAUUGUUUUCCAAGGAUACUAUAAAGACGAAGUGCAGACGAAAGAAAUAAUUGAUGAGGAUUAUUGGCUGCAUACUGGAGAUAUAGGGUUGUGGUUACCUGGGGGGCGCCUGAAGAUCAUUGAUAGGAAAAAGAAUAUUUUUAAGUUGGCUCAAGGUGAGUAUAUAGCACCAGAGAAGAUUGAGAACGUAUAUGCCAAGUGCAAAUUUGUUGCCCAGUGUUUUGUAUAUGGUGAUAGUUUGAACUCCUCCUUAGUAGCGAUUAUUUCAGUGGAGCCAGAUAUUUUGAAGGCUUGGGCUACUUCUGCUAACAUAAAGUAUGAUGAUUUGGGACAGCUGUGCAAUGAUCCAAGAGCAAGAGCAGCUGUCCUUGCUGACUUGGAUGCUCUAGGGAGGGAAGCUCAGUUGAGAGGUUUUGAAUUUGUAAAAUCAGUCACUUUAGCGCCAGAACCAUUCUCCGUGGAGAAUGGUCUUCUCACUCCAACAUUGAAGAUAAAGAGACCUCAAGCGAAGGCUUACUUUGCCAAAGCAAUAUCUGACAUGUAUGCCGAGCUUUCUGCAUCCGACCCUACACCUACGAAAAUAUUGUAAACUGAAGAUUGUCGUGAAUGGUGGAAUAAAGAAUAAAAGUCGAGCUUUCCAGUACAGGUUAAGGAAGAAACUCGGCCACAACUAUGAAGGCAACUCAGGCCUCUUCUUAUGCUGCAUGACAAGUCAAUGGGGGCAAUCUGAACUGUUGAACAGGAGGAGGACACACUGUAUAGGUUGAGUGUCGAAAUUCGUGUUUUAACUCAAUUGGAUAGCCCACCAUGUUUUUCAGAAUUUCCAUCAUUUUUAACAUUAUUAUAGAACAUCCAAUAAUUUAUGGUUUCUAAUUACUUGAUUUUGACA